This is a messenger RNA of Anarrhichthys ocellatus (wolf-eel), 2583 nucleotides long. Its product is annotated as rho-related GTP-binding protein RhoU-like. The record is from RefSeq and is a predicted model, not a curated record. Gene Ontology annotation, biological process: small GTPase-mediated signal transduction. NCBI's taxonomy places the organism in Eukaryota, Metazoa, Chordata, Actinopteri, Perciformes, Anarhichadidae. The transcript is spliced from 3 exons. Bases 22 to 840 code for a protein of 272 amino acids. Gene Ontology annotation, molecular function: GTPase activity; GTP binding.
UCCUCAUUUGAGAGCAGAGCCAUGCUUCCUCUGGAGGUCGGGAAGCAGAAGCCGCGCCGCGUGUCGGAACCGAUGUGCGGGGCAGACAGUCCUCCGGUCCCGACUCGACGCUUAAAGAACCGGGACUUCCCCCUGAGCGUGAAGCGCCGGCGGUCCGGCUCCGCACCUGAGCGCAAGUUGAACUGCGUCCUGGUUGGAGACGGAGCGGUGGGCAAGACCAGCCUCAUCGUCAGCUACACCACUAACGGAUACCCGGCAGAAUAUGUUCCCACCGCGUUUGACAACUUCACCGUGAUGGUUGUGGUGGACGGAAUACCAGUGAGACUGCAGCUCUGCGACACGGCUGGACAGGAGGAGCUAGAGCGCCUCCGGCCUCUGUGCUACAAGAACGCCGACGUCUUCCUCCUCUGCUACAGCGUCGUCCGCCCCUGCUCUUUCCGCAACCUGAUCCACCGGUGGGUUCCUGAGAUCCGUCGGCACUGUCCCGGCGCGCCCCUGGUCCUCGUUGGCACCCAGCUGGACCUGAGGGAGGACGUCCAGGUGCUGAUUCACCUGGCGCAGAACCAGCAGCGGCCGGUGGGCACCGAGGAGGGCCGGCAGCUCGCCCAGGAGCUCGGGGUGGUGGGCUUUGCCGAGUGCUCAGCGCUGACCCAGAAGAACCUGAAGGACGCUUUUGAUUCAGCCAUCUUGGCCAGCAUCCAGCAGACGGACAGCUGCAGCGUCCAGCAGCAGAGGCUGACUCUGAGGAAGAAGACGCCCGAUAAGAUCAAGAGCCUCUCGGAGACCUGGUGGAGGAAGAUCAACUGUCUGAUGGGAGAGCAGAGCUGUGACUUCAAGUGAGCAGUGACCAACCUGGGUCCGAUCGUUGUUUUUUCCUUAUCUUGGUAGAUUUGGCUUGUUUCAGUGUGCCAGAUGGGUUUUUGGAUUAUUACCUCUGAGGACAACACAACAGAAAUGCAGGUUUGUGACUCACAAGGUGCAUGUUCAAAGUGUGGGUGGAGAACUCCACUGAGUUCACUAACCUGAGGGCGGACAAAUAGUAGCACGUUUUAAGGACAUUCCGUGUGUCAUGAUGACACAUUUUACAGGCAACAAAACCACUUAGUUAGGUUUAGGGGAAACAUCAUAGUAGGGCUUAAAGUACGUACGUAAACUAAGUAAAAUGUAAAUAAUGUAGCAGAAGUUUGGAAAACAAGUCAUAUUGGAAGACGAACGCUGGUCUCCUGGUUGAAAGUUCUGUUUGUUUGACCCACCCACCAGUCACCCAAAAAGUCUUUCUCCAUAGAAAUACAAUAAAACAGACAUUUAAUUGUUUUCCGUGGUCAUUUAAAAUAUAGAACGAAAGAAAAUGGCGAUUGUUGUUAGUUCUGGUGACGACACACGUCAAUGGGGCCGUAAAGUGUCGUCGCAGCUUGGAGCGGCGGACGCAGCUCCGGAGACUUAUCGUUGGCUAGUUAGCUUGUUAGCUUGUUAACUUGUUAACUUGUCUUCUCUGGAGCGGUGGGGAGUGAGGUGGAGGGGCCGCUGGCCACCAGCCCGCUGUACGGCUCAAAUCUGUAACCAGUAUAGCAUUAAAGCAUGUCGGAGUUAGCUGCCCGCUAGUUAGGUAGCUAGCUAGCUUGUUAAUCCCACCGUUCUCCACUGGUUACAGAAAAUAAGCCGAAAAAAGUUGUCACUCAACUGUAGAUGGCAAUGUGCUUGCCUACGCUGUGAAAUUUGACUCAUUUACUCGUAACGUUACUGCUCCACUGCUUGUUUUAGCCGUUACUGUAAAACGUCACCUCAGUGAGCGACUUGCAACAAGUCUGCUUAGCUUAUACGGGAGUUAGCCCGCUGCAACGGUUGAAAUGGUAACAGUACGCACCAAAAUGUCCGCCGCUCUGACCAUCCUGCUACGUUGAUUUGAAUGGGAUUGUCCCUUCUCCUCCUGUUCAAUUUCUAUGUCUUUUUUCACUUCUCACACUAUGUCGCCUGCUGUGUGCGACAUAUUCACACACACGUGUUUGAAAGAAAGGUCGUUGUUAUUGCGUGUUGUGUCAUUCAUACGCCGUUCGAUGAGACCAGGCUGGAUUUUACACAUGAAUAUCAGUUUACUUGUAUCAAGGAGAACUGCCCAGUCCACUCACCUGCAGAGGGUAGGGUCUGAAAGCAGUGGGCAUUUACCAGGCAGGGAGGUUCUAACCAGAGUUGCAUUUUGGGAAGUGUAGUAGCCAGAGAGUUUUGGGCCUGACGCAUACUAAAAAGUCAGGAUAUCUCGACCUCUGCUGCUUCGGUAUGUACUAUUCUUUCUUGUAUCUGUCUCUCACAAGUCCCCUUGUCCCCUCUUGAAAUAUGUAAUUUCUGGAGUAAACCUUCAACAAUGCUCUGAACCAUCUUCUGUUUAAUACUGUGGCUGUUCUGGUCUGCGGGUUCAGAUGAGUCCAGUACAAAGAAGAGGUUAACUGAUUCAUUUGAGCCUUCUGUCAUCAGCCAAUCAUGGAUGCUAUUUAUAAAAUGCUUUACACGUACACCGCUGAUCGCUUGAAUUAGCUGCUGUUUGUACUUUUUGCUUCCUCUUCUCCCUAUUUUUUUUAAAAACCUCUG